AUGGAUGCACUGGUGGCAGAGAGGGCGGCCCCGGGCCACACUCUCUGCCACCAGUGCAUCCAUCGCAAAAGGUCCACUGGAAAGGCGUUCUGCAACCCGUUUUGCGAGGCCUACGCGGAAUACGCCCAAGCGGGCCCAGACCCGCGGAUGUCGGCAAAGACGGCCGAGUUGAUCCAGGUGGCCCUCGUGAAACAGCGCUGCCACAAUUGCUUCCGCGACGACCUCGAGAAGGUCACCCAGAAGCACAGCGAGCAGCCA
Molecule: messenger RNA, 258 nt
Organism: Mesorhabditis spiculigera
Lineage: Eukaryota; Metazoa; Nematoda; Chromadorea; Rhabditida; Rhabditidae
Source: the annotation of a GenBank genome assembly